AUGAUUCGUGAUUUAUGUUCAGAUGCUGUGUUCUGUUCGAGUGUCGGGGGCGCGUAUCUUCCCGUGAGUACCACCAUCAGUAGUUUUACAGUGUGUGGCUGGACCGUCCCACUCCCAAACCUGGAUACCGAGGUGUGUGACGCGUCAGGAGGGUUCCUUCUCGUCGUCAGUGACUCUGCCACACAGCUUGUCUUCAGACAGUACGGGAUGAUCAAAAGUUUCCACUGGGAUUUGUGGGUUGGUGCCACUGUGACUCCUGAUGGUACGGCUGUGGACACUGGCGGACAACCACUUUCCUACACCAACUUUGCCGAUGAUUAUCCGAGUAAUCCGGACAUGAAAACGUGUGUCGUGUUAAAUAAGAACUGGAACUAUGAGUGGAAAAACAGACAGAUCUUCGCCGGCGGGGCAGUGUAUGCACUUUGCACAGAUGUGGAAAUUUCUCCUCUUCUGUCACCUACUAGUCCUGUGUCAACCGUAGGGUCAAACCUUUCACCAGAGUCCACCGUAUCCGAUGCUGGUCUGACUGAACAUGGCACGAUGGAACCUGGUCUUGACACAACAGAGCCCACUGGCGCAGGAUGGCGUAGAUUGAACAUAACAGGAGCUGAUCCAGACAUUAGAGGGCCUGAAGGAUCAUCUGACAUAAUCACAACAGUGGCUAACCCGGAAACCAAAGCACAUGUAUCGGAAAUCACAGAUUUGCCGACUUCCACUUCGCCAUCAUCCGUUACGUUUCCUGAGUUCGUCAAUUCAACACCACUACUAACAAAUACAAAAAGAGCUACUACGGUAACCGGUCAGCCGCAGUGGCCAUCUUCACUCAACACCUCCAUAACGACACCCUCUUUACGAUUAUAUUUCAGCACGACGAUAGACUCUACAUACGGACCACUUCCGGUAGCUACUCUCAGUGUAUUAACAUGUAACAACUCAACCAAGAAUGGCACUGAUUAUUGCUGUUGUGUUUGCGCUCCACACCAAAAGAACAUAACAAAUCUGGUGGACCUACUGGACAAGCUAAGACAGACUCUGACGGUCGACAAAGCCUCGCUUUCGUCCACGUAUCGCCAGAAAAACAGUGUGGAGGAUAACCGGAUCACUUCAGUCUGUAUGGGAUGCGUGGCCAUCGUGGUUCUGGUCGUUGUAAUCAUUAUCGUCAUCUUCCUAGACGUGUCGCACUUCCUCUUCCGGGGAUAUCAUGUAAGGGUUAUUCAAAGUGAUUAA
This is a messenger RNA of Mizuhopecten yessoensis (Yesso scallop), 1227 nucleotides long. RefSeq lists its product as uncharacterized. The record is from RefSeq and is a predicted model, not a curated record. Bases 1 to 1227 code for a protein of 408 amino acids. The transcript has 3 exons. Lineage: Eukaryota; Metazoa; Mollusca; Bivalvia; Pectinida; Pectinidae.